Molecule: messenger RNA, 1974 nt
Organism: Plasmodium falciparum 3D7
Lineage: Eukaryota; Apicomplexa; Aconoidasida; Haemosporida; Plasmodiidae
Source: RefSeq, a predicted model, not a curated record
AUGUCGCUGAAUUAUGGACUUGAUGAAAUAAUACAAAUUAAAUGCUCCUACAUAAUAGAAAAAUAUAAAAAUAAGUUGAAAAAAUUAAAAGAGUACAAGCAUGCCUUAAAAGAAGAAUAUGAAAAAAAAAACAAGGCCCAUUACGUAAAUAGAUAUAUGUUUAACAAAGAAAAAGAACAAAUAUUUAAGGAUCUACAUAAAUAUAAGGAAAAAUAUGAACUUGAAACCUUAGAAAAAAUAAAAGAAAAGUACAACAACUAUUUCGCUGAUAUUUUUUUAUAUGAGCAAGAAUAUUAUCAAUGUAUAUAUAAAGUCUUCAAAAAUUUGCUACUAAAAAAGGAAGAAAUUGAUGAAAAAGAAAAACAAGUCAUCAAAUUAUAUGAAUAUGCACACAUGAUGCUCUCUGAUAAAAAUAUAUAUGUAGAAUUUGAAAAUUUUGCUAACACUAAUAAAAAAUCUUUUAGUUUGUAUGAUAUUAAAACAUAUGAAUAUAAAAAAAAUAUAGAUAAUAAUAUUCAUAAUGCUGAUAACUUAGAAAAUCUUUAUAGUAUCAAUGUAAAUGAAAUUUAUGAAAGUAUCCUUCUUGAUCAGAAUGAUGAUAAUUAUACUCACAUGCUUAACACUAAUAAGAGCUUUAAUAAAUUAAAAGGUGAAUAUGAUGAAAUAAAGCAUAUUCCCCAAAAUAAUAAUAAUAAUAAUAAUAAUAUUAUGUUUACCUCAAAUUUUGAUGAGUACAAUUAUUCUAUGAAUAAAAUUAAUCCUAUAUCAAUAAUAAGUCAGGUAAAAAUCAUGGAUCCUAUAAAUAAAGAAGAUAUGGUAAAUAAUAUUGAUAAAAAUGAUAAUACAAACAAAUCAGAUAUUGUUAUUAAAUAUGUGAAUCAAAAUGUUCAUCAGAAUGGAAUAGAUAUUGAACAAAAUAAUAUAUCUGAAAAAAGGGAAGCGUCAAAUGAUAAUGAAACAUACAUAAAAAAUAAAAAACCAAAAGAAAAUGAAAGUGAAGAAAUUAUUACGAAUUCAACGGAGGAUUUUGAUGUGCAAGAAAAUGUAGAAGAUGAAAAUAUGAAGAGUGAAAUUAAAAAUCAUAUAAGAAACAAUUUAAAAGACAACAAUUUUUUCAAAAAAGAUACUUCAUACGAAGAAAUAAAUAUAGAAAAAGGUGACGAAAAUAUAUUUCCUCAAAAUGAUGAUGAGAAGCUACAACAAAGUAAAUUUUUUAAAAAAAGUGUAAGUACUACAAAUGAGGUUUUAGGAAAUGAUAUUUAUAAUUCACAUAUAUUAAAUAAUAGUCAUGAUAUAAAUUCAAAUAUUAAAUAUGGAAAAAGUGAAAAUUAUAUAAAUACACUUGAUCUACAAAAAUUACAUAGAGAUAUUGUAAAUAAUCUAGAAGCAAAUAGGGAAGAUAAAUCUGAAACACACAAAAAAAUAGAAGAAUUAGAUGAUAUUAUUGAAAAUAAUAUAGAUUUUAAUGUAUCCAGUUAUUUCAGUGGAAACUUUGAUGAUAUUAUAAAUAAAGAAGAUUCAUUAGAAAAUGAAAAAAGUAAUAUAUUAAAUGAAAAUUCAUUAAUUAUAAAUAAUGAUCAAACUAUUGAAUAUGUAAAUAAUCAAAAUAUAAACUCGAAACCAUCUUCUAUUACAAAAAAAGAAAAUUUACACAUAUAUAAUAAUAAUGAUGAAGAAUAUCAAUAUAUCAAAAUGUAUAAUGAAAAUAAUAAUCAAAUUCAAUCAUCCUUAUUUCAAACAUUUAAUAAUUUUAAAAAUGAUUAUAAUAUACAAAUUGAAAGAAUGAAUACUUUUGAAAAUUAUGCACAAGAAAUAAAUAUACUAGAAAAUUAUGAACAUAUUAUGAAUUCACUAAACUUAGAUAAUACAUUAAUUCAAAAUAAAAAUAACAAAAGUGAUGAAAAUGCAAUGUUGAAUAUAAGUAAUAUACACGACAUCAUAAAUUACAUGAGCAACCAUAUAACAAAGAAUUAA